This is a messenger RNA of Rotaria sp. Silwood1, 202 nucleotides long. NCBI's taxonomy places the organism in Eukaryota, Metazoa, Rotifera, Eurotatoria, Philodinida, Philodinidae. The record is from the annotation of a GenBank genome assembly.
AAAAUUAUUUCUAAAGUAUGUGUUUUAUUUUUAUUUUUGAAAAAAAAGUUAAUUUUCUGUUACUGUUCAGAAUCGUUCAUUGAAAGAUGCUGCUAAUGAUUUAGUUAAUCAUGCUGUUCGUUUUUAUGUUAAACCAGAUGAUAUUCUAGUGAUUAUGGCACGAGUAACAGCAGAUAAUAAUUGUACUUAUGAACAAAGAUAA